Molecule: messenger RNA, 1223 nt
Organism: Aegilops tauschii subsp. strangulata
Lineage: Eukaryota; Viridiplantae; Streptophyta; Magnoliopsida; Poales; Poaceae
Product: polyadenylate-binding protein-interacting protein 11
Molecular function (GO): RNA binding
Source: RefSeq, a predicted model, not a curated record
GCGGCGGCCAAGGAGGCGGAGUACCGCAAGGACGUGCAGAAGCUGGUGGACCUGCUCUCCAAGCUGAACCCGGCCGCCAAGGAGUUCGUCCCGUCCUCCGCGGCCGCCACGCCCAGGAAGGGGCUGUCGGCGGACGCGCCGGUGUUCUACUACGGCUCGAUCGGAGGCCGGAACGGGGGGAUCGCCGGGUACCCCGGCGCUGACGCCGGGUACAUUGGGUACCAGCAGCGCAUGAGGAGGAAUUUUGUAGAUAAUGAGAGGAGGAAUGUAUACAUCAAUCAUGGAAGGAGGAGGACAAACGAGAGGGCGAGGCGUGCAGACAGGGAAGAGAGCAUCCGGCGAACCGUUUAUGUCUCUGAACUCGACCAUACUGUGACAGAGGAAAGACUUGCUGAAACCUUUGCUAAUUGUGGGCAAGUUGUCGAUUGCAGAAUCUGUGGUGAUCCACAUUCUGUUAUGAGGUUUGCAUUCAUUGAGUUCUCUGGUGAAGAGGGUGCUAGAGCUGCACUUAACCUUGGUGGCACAAUGCUUGGGUUCUACCCCGUUAGAGUCUUGCCUUCAAAGACGGCUAUCUUACCUGUGAAUCCAAAAUUUCUCCCAGCGACGGAGGAUGAGAAGGAAAUGGUCAUACGGACGGUUUAUUGUACAAAUAUAGAUAAGAAGGUUACCCAAUUAGAUGUAAAGAGUUUCUUUGAAGAACUUUGUGGUGAGGUCUCUCGUUUGAGACUUCUAGGCGACAAUGUACAUUCAACAAGGAUUGCUUUUGUUGAGUUUGUCAAUGCUGAGGGUGCUAUCCAGGCUCUGAAUUGCAGUGGGAUGAUUUUGGGCACACUGCCAGUCAGGGUGAGCCCUUCCAAGACCCCGGUGAAGCCCCGUUUAAAUAGGGUGGUGUCAAACUGACUGCUUCGGCUACACACUGGAUUGUUGACGGGAAGGCUGCCUGACCAUCACCUAUAGCUUCCGCGAUCCAGUGAAACCAUUAUGUUUCUGCUUAGAUCCUUGCAACGGAGGAGCGAUUUCUUCCUUUAACCAUCCCUUUUGCGAAACUGUUGGAAAGGGACUGGCUGAACCAGACCCUUGAGAGUCAGCAUCUCGCAGACAAAUCUGUGAUGGAUGGAGCAACCAUUAGAAAAACCUGCCAUUCAGAGUAAUUUCUGUGGCAAAAACAUGUUUCCUUGUUAUCUCAUUGGCUGUUAUUACCAUCAAAACGAAUGAUACUUUAA